UUGUGUAGCUGAAUCAAAUUAUCUGAUUGUAAAUGUUUCAAUUAAAAUAAAUUAACAGUGAAUGUGAAAUGACAAUUGACAAUGAAUAUGUUUAUUUUAUAAUUGAGUUUGUUCCUUAAUAUUUAAACAGUUACUUUUAUCCGCGGCGUUUUGGUGGUUGGGUAAGUAAAACUUGUUUUCUAGCCUGGAGAUGGUCUCCAAAUCGUUUUCUAAAUCGAAAAUCGAGAAAUUAUUGUGUAUACAAUGUAAUCCAACAAAAUGGAAGGGGCUGUUGAUCGGAUCGUUAACGAAGAUCGUCAAACAAGUGCACCCUUUACUAGUAGUCAGCGAUGAAGCGUUGGAAUGUGUCGAAAUGCUAGUUGUACAAUGUCUGGAGAUACUCACCUUAAGGUCAUCACCACCGUACACUGUAUUCGACAUCAUAGAUCAAGUGAAACGGUGGUUUCCUAAGCCAUUAGACAAGUGGGCUAUUAAGGAUGCUACCGAGGCAAUAGAAAAAAACAAGAAGAAACAUCCUGUGAUAUUACCUACUGAUAAAAUUCAUAAUUUAAUGCAAAAAGAACUACUUCAAUACAAGUUAGAUUAUUCAGUGGCUCAUUUCAUGACAGCUGUUUUAGAAUACAUGGCAGCAGACAUUUUAAAAUUAGCUGGUAACUAUGUUAAUAAUAUACAUCGUAUAGAAAUCAGUUACCAAGACCUCUGUGUUGCAAUAUGUGGUGAUAAAGUAUUAAUGGAUUUGUUUAGCCAGCAUGACAACAAUGGUGACUUGAAUUUGUCUGAAUUAAAUAUUGAUAAAAUCCAGAAAAUUACUACUUAUGAAGAAGUUGUAAGAGAUCUAAUGCAUGAUAAAAAACAACUUGUUAAAGAUUUACAUUUAAUUUUAAAAAUUUUCAAAGAAGAAAUCUAUCGUAUCAUUCCUGCAGGUACCAGUCAAGAAUUGGAUAAUAUGUUCAACAAUAUUGCAGACAUAUGUAAUACUACUAAAUUAUUUUUAAAUUCUAUUGAAGACAUAUUGGAAAUUGCAGAUAAUAAAUUUGCUACAGUUGGUUGUUGUAUUGAAGAGUUAGCUGAAGCCGCUGAAUUUGAUGUGUUUGAACGGUAUGCAAAUGAUAUUGUUAAAAAACAAUGUAGGAAUAUAUUUUGGAAUUUAAUCAGUAAACCAGAAGUUUCAAAUUUACUUCAAUCGACUAGAUAUGGUUUUAAAGAAGCUCUAAAAUAUUAUUUCCCAAAACUAUUACUUUUACCCCUAUGGCAUUGUAUCCUUUAUUUUGAUUAUUUUAGAAUUUUACAUCAACUUUCACCUAACCAACAUGAUAAAGAAUGUUUGGAACAAGUAGAAGGCAUGUUGAAACCUUUGCAAUUAAGAAUUACAUCAAUUGCAAAUCAAAUUAACUUAACGGAUAAUGUCAAAGAAUUUGGACUUAAAAUUACUGCAACGCCUAGACGGUUGAUAGCUAUAGAAAAACUGCAAAAAAUGGAAAAAGCUAUUGAUGGCUGGGAUGGUAAAAAUAUGGGUCAAUGUUGUACAGAGUUCAUAAGAGAAGGUGUACUUGUAAAAGUUUCAAGUGGAAGUAAGCAGAGAGGUAAGCGUUGUUCAGAGCGUAAAGCAAUCUUAUUUGAUGGUGUUCUUCUUUUAUGUAAAUCAAAUAGAAGAAGGACUUCUGUAUCAGUCAACUCUCAAUUUGUUGGUGGUUUGUCUGAAUUCAAAUUCAAAUUGAAAGAAAACUUAUUUAUUAGAAAAGUGGAAAUUUUUGAUAGAGAUGAUACAGAAGAGAUAAAAAACUGUUUUGAAAUAGUCCCUCAUUUACAGCCACCAGUCAUAUUAGUUGCCAGUACUUUUGAAGAUAAAUCUAAUUGGAUGGGAGAUUUAAUUAUGCUGAACACAAAAACCAUACUAGACAGAACUUUGAACAAUAUACUACUCGAUGAAGAUAAACAAUUUCCCUUACAGUUACCAUCAACUAAAGAAUACAGAUUUGUUGAACCUGAUUCUAGAUCAAACAUAAUUUUUGAAGAAAAAGAAAAUAAAGGUGUACCUCUUAUUAAAGGUGCUACAUUGCUGAAACUUAUAGAACGAUUGACAUAUCAUAUUUAUGCUGAUCCAAAAUUUAUAAAAACAUUCUUAACAAUAUAUCGCAGUUUUUGCACACCUCAUGAUUUAAUGGAUCUCCUAAUUGAACGGUACAACAUUCCUGAACCUUUUGGUAUAACUAUGAAUUCAGUAAAUCUUCAAGAUGAAACUAAACGAUUUAAAAAAGAAUAUUUAGUACCUGUUAAAUUUAGAGUGUUAAAUGUGUUUAGGCAUUGGGUCAUCUAUCACUAUUAUGAUUAUCAAUGUUAUCCAUAUUUAUUAGAUAAAUUGUAUGCAUUUUUAGAUUCAAUUAAUGAAAAAUCAAUCAAAAAAUGGGCGGAUUCACUAAUUAAAAUAAUUCAUAGAAAAACUUCUGAAGAUCAAAACGAAAUUAAGUUUGAAUUUGAUUCACCACCGCCAGCAAUUGAAGUCCAUAUGAACUUUAAUUUAAAUGACGAGUUCAACAUUCUACUUGUACAUCCUCUUGAGUUUGCAAGACAGUUAACACUUAUUGAAUUUGAAAAUUAUAAAGCUGUUAAACCUUCAGAGUUGGUUGGAUCUGUAUGGACUAAAAAGGGUAAAGAAAAAAAUUCUCCAAAUUUACUUCGGCUUAUCAAACGUACUACACAUUUUAGUCGUUGGAUAGAGAAAGCUAUUGUUGAAUGUGGAAAUAUUGAAGAGAGAGUAGCAACUGUGUCAAGAUUUAUUGAAGUAAUGAUGGCAUUAUAUCAACUUAAUAAUUUCAAUGGUGUCUUAGGUGUUUUUUCAGCUAUGAGUUCAGCUGCAAUAUAUCGCCUCAAAUUUACAAUGCAAUCUAUCAAUACUAAAUUUGAAAAAGCUCUAGACAAAGCUCGGGAGAUGAGUAGUGAUCAUUAUAAAAAAUAUCAAGAUAAAUUAAGAAGCAUUAACCCUCCAUGCGUACCAUUCAUUGGUAUGUAUUUAACUAAUAUAUUGCAUAUUGAAGAAGGUAAUCCAGAUUGUUUGACUAACAACCCAAAUUUAAUUAAUUUAAAUAAACGGAGAAAAGUGGCAGAAAUUAUUGGAGAAAUCCAGCAGUAUCAAAAUAAACCUUACUGUUUAAAUGUCGAGCCUAAAAUUAAAAUGUUUUUAGAGAACUUAAAUCCAUUCAACGAUAUGAAAGAUACGGAUAUAAGUAACUAUUUGUAUAAUGAAUCUUUAAAAAUUGAACCAAGAAAUUGCAAACAACUUACUAAGUUUCCACGAAAAUGGCCACAUUUAAAUCUCAAGUCACCUGGCUUAAAGCCUAAGUCACGAAUGCCAUCAGUAUCCUCCAAAGACAUGGAUGUUCAAGGUAAAAGAAAUUUAAGUUCAUCAAGUUCUCCAGUUAUUCAAUUAGAUAAAAUAAGUCCAGAUGAUUCUGUCUUUGCACCAGUAACAUUUAAUUUGAGAAAAAAAAAUGAUAUUCCUCCAGUUCCACCUCGACUGAGUAAAAUAGAUGAUGAUCCAUUCAAACCACCUUUACCAUCAAGAAAAAUAGCUCCACCUUUACCUCCAAGAAGAUCACGAGUAGAAAAAGUUUUGACUUUUAAGAAAUUUGUUAUGCACUCGCCCAAUCCAGAAAUUAAUCAAAAUUUCAACUGUAACGAAAAUCAUGUACCAGUAACUAGUGGUAGUGAAAAUUCUAUUGAACCGAAAACAAAUACAGUAAAUUUUCCCGAACAAGACAAUACUUUUGAACUUUACCAUCAUUCUUCAGAUCAGAACUUCUAUAAUACUCUAGAUUUUCAUUAAAACUGUUUUAUUAAAAAAAAAGACUCCUUUUAUGUUCCAAUUUCUAUGUCUGAAUGCCAAAGACUAUUUUUUAUAAGCAAUAUAAAUCAGUUUAUCAAGAAACUGUUAUAAACUAAUUGCCACUUUCUCAUUAAAUUUUAUAAACGUAUCCAGACAAAUUAUAUUUUAGUGAACUUAAGUAUUGACUAAUAGUAUUUUUUACAAACUUGUAAUAUGUAUUAUUUGUAUUGCUAAAAUUCUGGAUACAAUUAUAUAGGUGCUUGAGCUUUAUUUCUAUAGCUUUCACACAUUUUUCUCUUCAAAAUUAUCAAAUACUUUUUUUUUAUUUCCACUGAUGUUAAUUCUUCUCCUGCUACUUUUUAUACUUUUAUUUAAUGAGUUAGUCCAUUUGAUUUGGGCUGUAUUGUCUUGUCAAUGUAAUUUUUACAUUUGUAAUUCCAUAAAACCAACAUUUGGUCCGAUAUUGAAUAAUAUUAUAUUGAAAUUAUUAUUGAAAACAAAUUGCAGAUUGUCUGUGAUAACUGAUUACCUAUGUAUACUGUGACCUGCAUAUUUUUUUAUUCUUACAAAGUCACAAACUAUACAGAUUAACAAAUUUUGUAAUACCUAUUAAUUGUAAUAUUGUGAAAGUAUAUAGCUAAAA
Messenger RNA from Myzus persicae (green peach aphid), 4466 nucleotides. RefSeq names its product protein son of sevenless-like. The transcript has a single exon. Gene Ontology annotation, biological process: positive regulation of GTPase activity; Ras protein signal transduction. Gene Ontology annotation, cellular component: plasma membrane. Lineage: Eukaryota; Metazoa; Arthropoda; Insecta; Hemiptera; Aphididae. The coding region runs from base 191 to 3823 and encodes 1210 amino acids. The record is from RefSeq and is a predicted model, not a curated record. Gene Ontology annotation, molecular function: guanyl-nucleotide exchange factor activity; protein heterodimerization activity.